AUAGCCUUCAAACAUACGGUGUGAAAUUGCGGAAAUAUGACUGAUAUAGCACAAGAAAUGGAGAAUAUGUCAAUUAAAGAAGAAGACAAAUUAGGGACUGGCGAUGACGACUUCAUCGUGAAUCCAUGGGAAGUGGUUUCAACCUCUGCAACCGGGGUGGACUAUGACAAGUUGAUAAAAAGGUUUGGAAGCACCAAAAUAGAUGAUGCCUUGAUAGAGAGAAUGGAGAGGGUCACAGGAAAGCCUGUACACCAUCUCCUCAGGAGGGGGAAGUUCUUCUCUCAGAGGGAUAUGCACUCUAUCCUAGACAUGUAUGAACAAAAGAAGCCCUUCUAUCUAUAUACAGGAAGAGGGCCUUCCUCUGAUGCAAUGCAUAUGGGUCAUCUUAUUCCAUUUAUCUUCACCAAGUGGUUGCAAGACACAUUUGAUGUACCACUAGUUAUACAGCUGACAGAUGAUGAGAAAUACUUGUGGAAGGACCUUACUCUUGAACAGGCUAAUCAUAUGGCCAUUGAGAAUGCAAAGGAUAUUAUAGCCUGUGGAUUUGAUAUUGAGAAGACAUUCAUUUUCAGUGAUUUAGACUUUAUAUCGAAUAGUCCAGCUUUCUACAGAAACAUGUGCCGGGUACAGAAGCUGGUGACUUACAAUCAAGUGAAGGGAAUCUUUGGUUUUGGUGACAGUGACUGCAUUGGGAAGAUAAGUUUCCCCGCUAUCCAAGCUUCUCCGAGCUUCAGCUCCUCCUUUCCAGAGAUCUUUAAUGGCAGAUCUGACAUACCCUGUCUCAUCCCUUGUGCAAUAGAUCAGGACCCCUACUUCAGAAUGACUAGAGAUGUAGCUCCAAGAAUGAACUGCCUGAAGCCAGCUUUGAUCCACUCCACAUUCUUCCCAGCUUUACAGGGAGCACAGACCAAAAUGAGUGCAAGUGACCCCACCACAUCCAUUUUUGUGACAGACUCUGACAAGCAGAUCAAAGAUAAGAUUAACAAGUAUGCGUUUUCUGGAGGUGGAGCCACUGUUGAGGAACACAAGGAGAAGGGAGGUAACUGCGAUGUUGACGUGGCAUUUCAGUAUAUGACAUUCUUCAUGGAGAGUGAUGAAAGACUGGAGGAAAUUAAGAAGACUUACACAAGUGGAGAGCUGUUGACAGGCUUCCUUAAGAAGGAGUUGAUAGAAAUUCUACAGAAGUUGAUUGGAGAACAUCGACAGAGGAGGACCACGAUCACGGAUGAAGUGGUCAGGCAGUACAUGACACCCAGGAAGCUCAAAUUUGACUACCCCCCACCCACUCCCCCAUCAGAGAAAAAGAAGAAAAAGAAACAUAAGAAUACUAAAGCAGUUUGAUUGCAUCUGUGCUUUAGUGAAAUUUAAAUUACAAUUUUUUCAAUUCAUUUUUUUUUCAAAAGACAUUUAGAAUAUGUUGUACUCAUGAUUAUUUUACUCUUGGGUCUUCAGUUCAAGCCAAAAAUUCUGUAUUUAAUGUAUGUGUAUACAAUGCUUUUAAGUUUGUUUUUCUGUGACCAAGAACCAAUAAUUAUAACUUACAUGGCUUCACCUUUUAAAUUGAUUCACCAAGAAACAGAAACUGAGACUGUAAAACUUUUACUGGCAAGUACUAAGGAAAAAUUUUCUUAUUUGGAAAAGUAAAAGCAGGCAUUACUUAUGAUGCUGCCAUGCAUGUAGGUUUCAAAACCACUUUUCCAUAUAUAUUUCAUUCAAUUUUAAUCUAUUUACAUGUGCAUUAUAGAUAUACUAAAUAUGAAAGUAUCCCUAGGCGAAUACACAUGCCAAAAUGCUGUAAAUUUGGAAACAAAAACAUGAUUUACAGAAAUUGUAAGCAGUAACUGAAAGGCUCUACAAUGAAUGUGUAUAUAUAUGGUACAUGUUCUGAUAAUUGUAUUUAUGGAAUAAUUUAUUCAGAAAAUGGUAAACUUAAUGGAACAAAGGAAAUAAAAUGUUCUAUGAAUGUGAAA
Messenger RNA from Saccostrea echinata, 1970 nucleotides. RefSeq names its product tryptophan--tRNA ligase, cytoplasmic-like. The coding region runs from base 37 to 1341 and encodes 434 amino acids. Gene Ontology annotation, molecular function: ATP binding; tryptophan-tRNA ligase activity. The record is from RefSeq and is a predicted model, not a curated record. Gene Ontology annotation, biological process: tryptophanyl-tRNA aminoacylation. The transcript has 8 exons. Gene Ontology annotation, cellular component: cytoplasm. NCBI's taxonomy places the organism in Eukaryota, Metazoa, Mollusca, Bivalvia, Ostreida, Ostreidae.